Limulus polyphemus (Atlantic horseshoe crab) is the source of this 4011-nucleotide messenger RNA. Its product is annotated as probable E3 ubiquitin-protein ligase HECTD2. Bases 220 to 2685 code for a protein of 821 amino acids. NCBI's taxonomy places the organism in Eukaryota, Metazoa, Arthropoda, Merostomata, Xiphosura, Limulidae. The transcript is spliced from 20 exons. Gene Ontology annotation, biological process: protein polyubiquitination. The record is from RefSeq and is a predicted model, not a curated record. Gene Ontology annotation, molecular function: ubiquitin protein ligase activity.
UUUACUUCUAUCCAUUACCUCACGCAAAGGCCACAUUGAAUUACAGAAUCCAAAAUUUUCGAUAGCGAGGUGCACGCUGUACAAAGGGUGAAUUAGUGGGCAAAAAGGAGAGAUGUGCUACGAUCUGAAACAAUUUGUCCACACUAAUGUCCAGUGCUACUAGUUUGGAAGAACUUUAAAAAUUGAAACUAAUAACUUGUAGAUGAGAAAGUGAACACCAUGGAUGUGGCCGAAGAGAGAAGCCUUUCAGCCGUAGGUUCAGUCACGUGCCCAUCAUGUAAGAUUUCUGUGGUUCCAAGCUCCCGGUCGAGGACUAUGUGUCCAUUUUGUGGGAGCUUCUAUAACCAGGCAGCCAACAAUAACUUGGCACUUCGACAGCGUCAGGACCGAUCAGAAGAACCAGUUCACUUUCCAAACAUCGAAUCUCACAGACCUUAUAUGCAGUUUGCGGGCUUUGGUCCCCUUUUAACCGAAGGCUUAGGAGUAAUUCAUACUUAUAUCACUGGUCUUCUGUUACCCCCAAGUUCACCAAACUCCAACAGCGCUCUCUAUCUUUCCCUACCGCCUAUUCAGCAGACUACAGAAGGACGAUUGGUCUCAGUUCCAGGCAACUCUCAAGAUUCAGACGUGAGAAAUAAUAACCAAGCUUUCUCUAGUGCGAGGUCUAGGGGAAAAUCCUCCAUUUCACAGAAAAUUAAUUUCGAUGACGAUGUCAUUGUUUAUCCUAACAGACAAUAUACAGUAGAAGUCCUCAGAGAAGAAAUAGAAGAGGCAAGGAGUAGCGGAGAAUUUACCAAAGUUCAAGAAAUUUACGAAACCACAUUUAGUUCUCUAGUGGAGUUAAAUGCUGUUUUCAAGGAACGCCCACAAGAAGAAGUCGUCAAAGCUGACAAUCCUGAAAUCAAAGUUGAUCUUUUGAAUGCAGUGUACGACAAUCUUACGUAUCUUCCGUCUUUUGUUAGUAAAACUGUACUUAAAGGAUUGAUCACAGCUUUGACCAACAAGGAUGAGAGGUUGAUGACAAAAGAUGACACCAGAGCGUUUUACAUUUUAAUACAGAAUCCCAUCUUCGCCAGCCAAUCGUCCUACAAUGUAUUGGCGCACCUGUUGAAACGGAUAAUAGGUCUAACAAGCGCAGAUCAUCAGCUUUUGAUUCGAUGGUUCACAAAGUUAGACGCUGAACGAUUCCGCUAUCUUGUCAAGAGGCUUCUUCAGUUCAUCACGAUCCGCGAGUUUCCUCCCGCGAACGGACACAAGUUGCCGUCGAUCAGCAAAAGCAGAUGGUGGAUACCUUGUGCUACAAGAAUUUUAGCCUUGAUCAACACUGCAAACAGCCGAACCACCCCCAACCUAAUAAGUUACACCGAAUUUUACAACAGCGCGUUGGAUCACAUUAACUUGAUGGCUGAAUAUUACAGAUGGCAGAAUACAUCCAAGCACAACAAGUUUUCAUAUUGUCAGUAUCCUUUUAUCCUGAGUAUUGUUGCAAAGAAAACAAUUCUGCAACGAGAUUCUGAACAGCAGAUGAUACUAAAUGCUCGGCGAAGCUUGCUAAGUCGAACUCUGCUCCAGCAAGCUGCUGAUAUCGACGUGUUCUUUCUUAACCUAAACGUUCGUCGUUCUCAUCUAGUGUCGGAUUCGCUGAACGAGGUUGCACGGAAGCAAUCUGACUUGAAGAAGAAAUUGAAGGUGACAUUUGUUGGAGAACCGGGACUUGAUAUGGGCGGUCUCACCAAGGAAUGGUUUCUACUACUGAUUAAACAGAUAUUUGAUACCGAUUACGGAAUGUUUGUAUACCACAAGAAAGCAAGAUGCUACUGGUUUAGUACUGCACAAAUGGGAAACCUGCGGGAAUACAACCUCAUUGGAGUACUCAUGGGCCUAGCAGUUUACAAUUCUACCAUUCUAGAUUUGCACUUCCCAACAGCUUGCUAUAAGAAAUUGCUGAGUCCUCCCGUGGUACCGAAGGACUUAGGUCAUGCAGAAGUGGGAUUAUGUAACUUCUCUAUGGACGACUUUGCUGAAGUCAUGCCGGACGUAGCAAUUGGGCUGAAGGAACUACUUGUUUAUGAGGGAAACGUGGAAGAGGAUUUCUGCAUGAACUUUCAGGUAUCUGUGGCAGAAUUUGGAGAUGUCAAAACGCACGUACUUAAACCGGAUGGGGAAAAUAUUCCUGUUACAAAUGAAAAUAGAGAGGAAUACGUUCAACUAUACAAAGACUUGAUUCUGAAUAAAGCCAUCUACAAGCCAUUCAAAGCUUUCUACCUUGGUUUUCAUAGUGUAUGUGCAUCAAAUGCCCUCAUUAUGCUUAGGCCAGAAGAAGUAGAAAUGCUUGUGUGUGGAUCUCCAACUCUAGACAUGGAAGAACUACGAAAAGUUACCGAAUAUGAUGGUUUCCAAGAAGAUGAACCAAUCAUAAAGGAAUUCUGGGAAGUUGUUAAAGACUACAAUCAAGACCUUCAAAAACAGUUCCUACGUUUCACAACUGGCAGCGACCGCGUGCCUGUCGGUGGAAUGGGAGAAAUGUCUUUCAAGAUAUCGGCCCUAAACCACAAUACUGAAAUGCUCCCUAUUUCUCACACCUGUUUCAAUCAACUGGUUUUACCUCGUUAUAAAAGUAAGGAUAUACUGAAAGAGAAGCUUACUAUAGCAAUCUCUAACGCCGAGGGAUUUGGACUAGAGUGACCAGCAGGCUCAUUUUCCUUACGCUCUAAACCUAAGCUUUUCAAACUUUUUCACACCAGAUUUCAUAGAAAUACGCUGAUCAACCUGACUGAUUCUACAGCGCAACUCACGUUCUUAAACACAUUGCAUAACUAACUACCUUAGAAACUUUUCUUCAACGUGAAAUGAAUCUCUGGAACUUGAUAAUUAUCACUGUAUAUUUUACGUAAAAACAUUAGGAGUCGUAUGACUGAGAUAUAGUUGCAUAAGAUUUAUUGAUUUUAAUGCUGAAAUAUGAAAAUAUUUACUGUAUUAGCCGGUAUGAACCUGAAAUUUAUUAAUUUCCGAGUGUUUCAUCUAUCUUUAUUGAAAGAGCUGAUAAAUCUCAUAUUUAGAUUUCUAAAGUGUGAUACUGAGACGAAUUUCUAAUUCUAAUGAACACAUUUAAAAACUGAAAAAUUAAGGCGAAUUUAUAAGUAUAUAUAAUUAUUUAAAGGCUGAUUUGUUGUUAUAUUUAGGGUUAGAAAUAUAUAUAUAUAUAUAUAUAUAUGAGCAGAGUAAUAACACAACUGAACUUGAAAUAACCACUUUAGUAUUGGGGUUUUGUAAUUUUACGAUAUUAUCAGUGUAGAAGUUUGAAAUAUAUAUAUAUAUAUAUAUCCCCGUGAAGUUUGAGCGUUGUUUUAACUAUAUAUUUACAUUUUUAUCUGUGGUAAGAAUAAAAAGUAUUAAACAUUAAUUAUAAAUCUUCAGAAGGUAAUGAAUUUGCACAAAAAUAAGAAAAUUGACUGAAGGUAAGUAAGUCAGGCUUUUCACAACAUAUUUUAUAUUCUAAAAUGACUAUAAUCUAUUCAUUUUAGACAAGUUUGACUAUUUAGAGAUAUUUUGGAGUGAAUAAACAAUAAGAAAAUCAUUUAACUCGUAAAGCACUAAAUGAUAAUCAUUGAUGAUUUUAUAUUUCCCUUGUUCAGACCAGUAGUUAAAAUACCAGUCACUUGGACUACAAAACAAAAUAGCUAUGCUACAUGAUAAAUAUUUAGUUCAGAAAGAAUGAUUUUGAAUAUCGUCAUGUAAAUUCAAUGUAUAUCUGCAACAAUAAAAUGACAACACUGGAGUACUAAAAGGUAAAAGUGGGAUAUCAUGAAAUUUCUUACCUAAGUUAAGUGAUUUGACAUUUAAGGCCAGUAUGUGCCUGUUAACAUAACUUUACACUAGAAGAUAAAAUUGUAAGAAGUGUUGUAACGAAUGUAGUUUUUUUUUAUAUCUAAAGACAUAAUUGGUUAAAAUCUCUUUUCAUGAAAACGUUAUUUUCCUGAAAAUAAAGUGGCAAAAAGUCUGAAAAACAAA